AUGGGGGCUGCGGGGAAAACACCUAAUGAUCUCAUCCGCCAUAGUUGUUUGUGGAUUAGGACCGCAGGUUUUAUUUUUUUAUUUCCCCUCAAGGGGUCCGUUUUAAACACUGUGAAAGCAGGAUUGCCUGAGCGGCUUUCAAGGGCCGCGCACAGCGAUUCAUUCUUCCUCGGGCCACGGAGGGAUGUGGUUAAAAACGCCCCACACUGCCUCUCAAGCACCGUCGACGCCUAUUCUGACAACCCCCUGAAGCAAUUUAUUCCCCCUCGCUCGAUUUCUCUCGUGUUUGUGUGUGUGUUCUGUGUACUCAAGAGGGACUUUUACUUCUAA
Messenger RNA from Podarcis lilfordi (Lilford's wall lizard), 330 nucleotides. NCBI's taxonomy places the organism in Eukaryota, Metazoa, Chordata, Lepidosauria, Squamata, Lacertidae. The record is from the annotation of a GenBank genome assembly.